UUUUACUUAGAAAAGAAACUUACAAAACCAAGGAGAGGGAGAGGAGCUGGCACCACCGCCUAACUCGCCAUUGACACACCACCAAAGCUCUGUUUUAAUUACUUUAUUUUUCUUCUACACACAUCGAUAAAGAUAGACACAACACAACACAACACAGAGAGAGAGACCUAAUAAAGUUUAUUGAUUACACUCACUUUUUAACAUCAAUUCAACGGUUGAAUUCGUAAAAAAAAUCGUUUUUUUCUUCUUUAUGUUCUAUCCUUCUUUUAAAGGUUACAACUUUAACCCUAAUUACUGAUACUCUGUCUCAAUCUCUUCUUCCUUGUAAUUCAUCUUAUUCCUCUCUUUCUUCUAAGCUACUUCACCUUGAAUUUCGUAUUUGAUCCGUUUAAUCCAAGUUUCGGUUUUUAUAUUAUAUAACAAAACGAGAUAGGUAGAUAGAUCCUGAGAGGUUUUGUGAUAAGAAACAGAGAGAGAGAGAAACAGAGUAAUUAUGGCGAACAGAGAUGUGGAGAGAGGAGGGAAGAAGAACAGAGGAGCUAAUAACAACAACUACUUCUACGAUGAGUCUUCCGGCGAAACUCAUUGGACUUCGUGGCUCAUUCCGGCGAUUGUAGUGGCGAAUCUCGCUGUCUUUGUCGCUGUGAUGUUUGUUAAUGAUUGUCCUAAGAAAAUCACCGGAGCUAACAAACAGUGUGUUGCUAGAUUCCUCCGAAGGUUCUCGUUUCAGCCGCUUAAAGAGAAUCCUCUCUUUGGUCCAUCUUCUUCAACAUUGGAGAAAAUGGGAGCAUUGGAAUGGAGGAAAGUAGUACAUGAGCAUCAAGGAUGGAGACUUCUCACUUGUAUGUGGCUUCACGCUGGCAUCAUUCAUCUGCUUACAAAUAUGUUGAGUUUGAUCUUCAUUGGUAUCCGCCUUGAACAGCAAUUUGGCUUCAUAAGAGUUGGGCUUAUUUACUUAGUAUCGGGUCUCGGUGGAAGCAUACUUUCAUCGCUUUUCCUUCAAGAAAGUAUCUCUGUUGGUGCCUCGGGCGCUCUCUUCGGACUUCUUGGAGCAAUGUUAUCUGAACUUCUCACCAAUUGGACUAUCUAUGCCAAUAAGGCGGCUGCUUUGAUCACGCUUCUGUUCAUCAUAGCAAUCAACUUAGGACUAGGCAUGCUUCCACGGGUUGACAAUUUCGCACACAUAGGAGGGUUUUUAACCGGAUUCUGCCUCGGGUUUAUUCUCCUUGUCCGACCACAGUACGGUUGGGAAGCUUCCCGCACCAACACUGCGCGCAACAAACGCAAGUAUAGCAUGUACCAGUACGUGCUUUUCGUAGUUGCAGUGGUUGUACUUGUGGUUGGGUUAACUGUUGGAUUAGUGAUGCUGUUCAAAGGAGAGAAUGGGAACAAACAUUGCAAAUGGUGUCACUACCUUAGCUGCUUCCCAACGUCUAAAUGGACCUGCUAAUCAUCAUCAUCAUUAUCAUACAGUAAAAGCUUUAAUAUGUGUUCUUUGUUAACAUUUAAUCUCUUUGAUAUCUCUUGAUUACUUAUAUAUGUACAUUACAAAUUUCGUCUUGUGUAAAAAAAGGGGAUAGAAACAAAGAGUGUAUUGUUACAUGUGAAAACCAUACUUCUCAAACUAAGUACAUAAAUAGUAUUAUUGGACUGAAGGUAAUCUACUCUCAACCAAUGAUAUUAUUAAUAGA
Molecule: messenger RNA, 1691 nt
Organism: Capsella rubella
Lineage: Eukaryota; Viridiplantae; Streptophyta; Magnoliopsida; Brassicales; Brassicaceae
Product: RHOMBOID-like protein 2
Exons: 4
Coding region: 494-1450 (318 amino acids)
Biological process (GO): proteolysis
Cellular component (GO): membrane
Molecular function (GO): serine-type endopeptidase activity
Source: RefSeq, a predicted model, not a curated record